This is a messenger RNA of Danaus plexippus (monarch butterfly), 1427 nucleotides long. RefSeq lists its product as uncharacterized. The transcript has 9 exons. Lineage: Eukaryota; Metazoa; Arthropoda; Insecta; Lepidoptera; Nymphalidae. The record is from RefSeq and is a predicted model, not a curated record. Bases 148 to 1356 code for a protein of 402 amino acids.
AUAAACAUUUAAAAUUGAGGGUAGAUGAGAAGAAAUUGACAUAGCCGGUCUUCGAUAACAAUUUCUCAAAAGAAAAGUUUUGUUAAGAUUGUAUAAAUAAUUUGGUAAUUGUAAUUAAUAUUAAAAACAUCUUUUUUCAAUCAAACGAUGUUACCGUCAACUGAUCCUUAUAUAGACGUAGUAGAGCUAUGUGCACUCUUGCAAUGUCUAGGAUUUGGUAUAAAGUCCCUGGAUACGACCGACGGAAAUGUUAGCGAGGAAGGAACACGCACUGUUACUAUCAACUGCCAGGCGUCUGGAAUACAUGUAGUGCUGGAUAGUGCAAAUUUUAGUUGCUCAUGUCCGAGCUUCAUCAGUCAACAAAAUAGCGGAUUCUGGCAAGUAUCUGGAAUGACGGGAGGCAAGGAAUACAGCAAGGAAUGCGGCAGUGCCCUCCUUGGAUCUCUCCCGAAACCUCAUAGAGAACGGCUUACAAAGGAACUACAGGAUAUAGUGAGGUGUAUCAAAGAACAUAACGAAUCAGACGUAGAGAAGAAACAAGAAACAUUGGCCAAUAAAUCAGCCAGUAUGAUCGAGCUGAAGACUCCUGAGAAACGACAACAGCUGAAACCCGAAACGCCUACACGCUACCGCUCGCUGGACGCGCUCACCGCCAAGGACGACCAGCUGCCCGCGCCCGGACCUCUCACCAAGGACGAUGACAAAAAGUUACAGUACGUGUGUCAAAGACAAAGCACGUAUACUUUAUCCUCAACUCCAGAAUCGUCUAGAUUACGUAACAAGACUUCAAGCCCCAUUCCGAUGCUCUCGCAGUCUUUAAUUGACAAUUUAAUAGCAACGGAAAAACUUGCAGAAGAUCUCAGGAAAAAAAUAUCAAAUAUCAUCCACGAUUUCGUCGAGGACGCUAAACAUGAUAAUUCUAUGUCUUCCUUGGCUCUGGAUGUAUCUAAGAUUUCAACAUUAAAGGGUCCAGAAAGUUCUAAACAAUUCGCGUCCAGUCCUAAUCUAUCUGGUUUAGGAGUACACGAUGAUUACAUGAAAAGAUUCAGGCGUGUAGAAAGCGCUUCAACGUCAAAUUUGACAGCUAAACCGGCAGUGAAAGAGGGAAAGUUAUCCAAACUCAAAAGAAUAUCACCAAAUUUAUUUAAAUUUAAAAAUAGUCCUAGCGCUGUAAACAGACGGGACAAAAGUGAUGAUGUCAAAAGUAACAAAACAAACAGUUUAACGAAAUCAAAAAUAGCUACACCGGUGCGGGUAGCCGCGAGCACAGAAAAUAGUCCGAAUGUUAGCGGAUCGAGAAGGAAAUUUGGCCAGGUGAAGUCCACCAUACCGAGACUAGCUUCGAAGAAGGAGUAAAUAAUAUAAUAAUUUAAACAUUAACCAACUGUUUCGAUGGCAUGUUCUAAAAUAAAUACUAGUUAUGGUCA